Molecule: messenger RNA, 1192 nt
Organism: Ooceraea biroi (clonal raider ant)
Lineage: Eukaryota; Metazoa; Arthropoda; Insecta; Hymenoptera; Formicidae
Gene: Atg5
Product: autophagy protein 5
Biological process (GO): piecemeal microautophagy of the nucleus; cellular response to nitrogen starvation; autophagy of mitochondrion
Cellular component (GO): phagophore assembly site membrane; autophagosome; cytoplasm
Molecular function (GO): Atg8-family ligase activity
Source: RefSeq, a predicted model, not a curated record
UUGUGUGCUCCAUGACGAAUGAAAAACAUAACCUAACACCAACUUUUCGAUUACCCCUUAUCGAGAUAGUUCUCCAGCAGUAAAUGUAUUACAGUGAAAGCAUUUAAACGCAAUGGCAAACGAUCGAGAAGUACUUCGGGAAAUUUGGGAUGGUAAAAUCCCGGUUUGUUUUACUCUCGAUUCCGAGGAAACCUGCGAGUUACAAGGUCCGGAUCCGUUUUAUCUAAUGGUACCCAGAUUAAGUUACUUCCCAUUAUGUACAGAGAAGGUACGAAAACACUUCAUACGACACAUACAGAGCGACAGCAAACAGGAGCACGAAAUGUGGCUGGAAUUUAAUGGAAUCCCGCUAAAGUGGCAUUAUCCAAUUGGUGUUCUAUUGGACAUUUAUUUUAAUGACAUUCAAUUACCUUGGAAUAUCGUUGUCCAUUUUGACAAAUUUCCAGAAAACGUUUUAAUGCACUGUCAGAAUAAGGAAGUUGUAGAAGCACAUUUCCUCUCUUGCAUAAAGGAAGCUGAUGUCUUGAAGCACAGGGGCCAAAUUGUCUCUAGUAUGCAAAAGAAAGACCAUACGCAACUGUGGAACGGUAUUAUGAACGAUAAGUUUGAUCAGUUCUGGUCAGUGAAUGGUAGGCUUAUGGAAGCCAGCAGUGAAGAAGGAUUUAAAUAUAUACCUUUCCGAUGUUACACAAAUGAGGAUAAAUACAUUCAGAAGUUGAUAAAGCCAAUGAAUGAAGAAGGCCAAAGAAAAACUUUAAAGCAUUUAUUAAGCGAAGUGUUCCCGGAUCAAGAAAAUGUCACAGUGCGCACUCAUGGUAUCCUGCCGUCGUUGGAAACGCCGCUUCAAUGGAUGUCCGAGCAUUUAAGUUAUCCAGAUAAUUUUUUGCAUUUAAUCGUGGUAACUUCAUAACGUUCAUUAGAGAGCAGAUAAUUUUCGUCUCAGUAAGUGAUAGAACAACAGUUUUUCUAAUUAUUUUAUAUAUAUAUAUAUAUAUAUAUAUAUAUAUAUUGCUUUAAAUCGUUUUGUAUCAAAUUAUUUAUUUUACGAUAAGCGCGAUAGGAAUGUACGAAUACCCUAAAUUUUCUAAUGUUUCGAAUUCGAUUAAGAUAGAAUUGUAUUAGAAUGGGAACUUAUUAGAAUUUUACAGGUACUUGCACAUUCUUAAAUAAAUGAUUCUUGUUUUUGUUAAAA